ACACAAAUGCUUCAACACUUCUUUCCCCUAUUUCUUUUGUGUGGGCUCCUGUCACAGGACAAUAAAACUCCUGGACACUGCACAUUUGUUGCUUGGCAACAAAGUUAAACAAGACACAAAGUUUCUUUUGGACUCAAGUCUGAAGAUCCUCCCCUGAUUCUCAAGCAAUUCAGUUCUUUGUAUGGACCUCAUUUAAAAAUUUUCCAUGGCUAAGGGGAAGAAAGCAGGCGCAGCCCAAGGUACAAAGAUCACGUUGAAAAUGGCUAAAAAUGCUCUGCGAGUAACUCCAGAGGGAAAACUACGGCUUGAUCUCAGUAACGCGGGCAUCACCACAUUUCCCAAAUGCCUCCUAAAAUUAAGCAACAUAGAGGAACUUGAUCUGAGCCGGAACAAGUUAAAAACAAUCCCAGAUUUCAUCAGACAGUUCACCGGUCUCCGUUGGCUAGAUCUUCACAGCAACCAGAUCGAGGAGCUGCCUGAAAGCAUUGGACGCUUGGGAUCUCUGUGCCACCUCAACCUCUGUAACAACAAAAUAGACUCUGCUGGUUUAUCACCUGAAAUAGGAAGUCUGAGAAACCUCCAGGUCCUUAACUUGGGUAUGAACCAUCUGACCAGUCUCCCUCCCACCUUGGUUGCUCUGACAAACCUGACAGAGCUGGGCCUUUUUGAUAACAUGCUCACAGAGGUACCCGAGUGCAUCCAUAUGCUGCCCAACUUGAGGAAGCUAAAAACCAAAUGCAACCCUGUGGCCUACACACAGGGUAACAUCAAAGACUUAGACACUGUAAAGACCAUGGGAAAUCUGUAUUUGGUAAGAGAGGGAUAUUUGUGCCAACCUUGUCUAGAGAGAUGUAAGGAGGAGUGUCAAAGUUUUAAAAGGAAAAGGCUUUUUGAUAGGUCACAAAUUAAGAGUUAUUUUUCAGGGCUAAUGUCACCAAAUUCAGUAGCACAAGGGAAUCAAGAAAAUUGGCGACUGCAGACUAAUAUCUCACCUCAAAUCUCCCAUAAGGAACACGGCAGACCUGCUGGAGAUAUCAAUAAAGGGGCUUUUAUCAACCCUUAUAAGUAAUGCUAACAAUAUUUUAACAUUUGAAUCUUCUGUAUUUUCAUUAAACAAAACUUUGUCAACAG
Molecule: messenger RNA, 1131 nt
Organism: Xyrauchen texanus (razorback sucker)
Lineage: Eukaryota; Metazoa; Chordata; Actinopteri; Cypriniformes; Catostomidae
Gene: lrrc18a
Product: leucine rich repeat containing 18a
Exons: 2
Coding region: 206-1069 (287 amino acids)
Molecular function (GO): protein binding
Source: RefSeq, a predicted model, not a curated record